Messenger RNA from Gadus chalcogrammus (walleye pollock), 1297 nucleotides. RefSeq names its product hes-related family bHLH transcription factor with YRPW motif 1 (gene hey1). Gene Ontology annotation, cellular component: nucleus. The coding region runs from base 95 to 1009 and encodes 304 amino acids. Gene Ontology annotation, biological process: regulation of transcription by RNA polymerase II; anterior/posterior pattern specification; regulation of neurogenesis. The transcript has 5 exons. NCBI's taxonomy places the organism in Eukaryota, Metazoa, Chordata, Actinopteri, Gadiformes, Gadidae. Gene Ontology annotation, molecular function: DNA-binding transcription factor activity, RNA polymerase II-specific; protein dimerization activity; RNA polymerase II cis-regulatory region sequence-specific DNA binding. The record is from RefSeq and is a predicted model, not a curated record.
GUUUCUCAUUGCGUUCUUCAGACCCGCCGCUGUCACUCCUCCGAGGAUAUUGUGCUGCAAGGAAUAUUCCACUCGUUGUUAAGAUAAAAGCAAGAUGAAAAGAAAUCACAGUUUUAGUUCAUCUGACAGCGAAAUGGACGACAAUAUUGAAGUAGAGAAAGACAGUGGAGACGAAAAUGGAGCGCCCGACUCCCCCCAGGGGUCGCCGUCCCCUGCCACCACCACGCAGGUCCAGGCCAGGAAAAGGCGCAGAGGGAUUAUAGAAAAAAGACGUCGGGACCGCAUCAACAACAGUCUAUCAGAGUUAAGAAGACUGGUGCCAAGUGCUUUUGAGAAACAGGGAUCUGCAAAAUUAGAAAAGGCAGAAAUCCUGCAGAUGACGGUGGACCACCUGAAGAUGCUCCACGCUGCUGGGGGGAAAGGUUACUUUGAAGCUCACGUGUUCUCCAAGGACUAUCGCAGCCUGGGCUUCAGGGAGUGCCUGGCGGAGACGGCGCGCUACCUCGGCAUCAUGGAGGGCCGGGACAGCAGCGACCCCCUCCGGGCGCGCCUGGUGUCUCACCUCAGCAGCUUUGGCUCUCAGAGGGAGAUCCACAACGGGCUCGGACACAUGGCCUGGAGUCCAGCUCAUAUAGCCCAUCCCCUGCUUCUGCAACACCCACAGGCCAGAAUGCUCCCAUCGAGAAACAGCAGUAGGAACACACAGUCCUCUUCCUCAACCACAUCUUCCUCACCAUCCUCCUCCAGCGAGGUUUCCGUGGCAACAAGGCACGGCCUUACAACCCCCGCUGAGUCCCACCGGUUACUGCCCCUGGGCCUGGCCGGGCACACGUCGAAAAGCUCCUCGCCUCUCUUCUCCUCUCUCUCCGCCUUCCCCCUGUCCUUCAGUGCCUUCCCCCUGGUCUCUCCGACGGUACUGAGCCCCAUGCAUCCCCACUCUCCCUUAGCCACCUCCAGCAGCGUGGCAAAGCCCUACAGACCCUGGGGUUUGGAGAUAGGGGCCUUUUGAUGGCUGGACUGAAGGCCCUUAGCUUGGUGACCGUACAGGAGGGACUGCCGGCCCGAGCUAGGGUGUUCCCACCUGCUUUUAUUUUCAUAUGGCAUAAACAGCUUUUAGUUAUUUAACUUUAUUUGUCUAAAUGGAUGAGGAGAUGGUUAAAUGAUUAUUUGCUGUUUGGAUAGUGUUCUGGUCUUGAUUAAGCAUUUUUUCACCAAAUUGUUAUUUUGGGUCAAAUAUGCAUAUUCCCAAGUUUAGGAGGGAUAUGAUGCUCACUUUUGGAAAUUACCAAUAAAAUAC